UUGGAGGGUAUCACAUAUCUCCGAAAGUUAAAGAUUCCACUGCUGUCUGUUUGUUACUUGCGGUUUACAAACACUGAUACACACAAUGUUAUAAAACAAAAUAGUACUAUACACAUUUCUUGUAUCGUGUCUCUCUCUCUUUCUCACCAUGGCUGCCAGUUUAACGACCCUCCAAUUUCCCUCCCCAUAUCUCAAAAAUCACCACUCUCAUACCAACAAAUUUAAGCUCAAAUCUCCAGCGAUUCCCAAAUCAUAUGGGAGUUCACGAAGCUGUGGGAUUAAAUGCUCGUAUUCAAAUGGGAGAAAACCCGAUUCGAGUAAUGAAGAAAAGAGUGGCAAGAGCUUGGAGGCGCUACGAGAAGAGAAACGGCGUGCUGAGUUAUCGGCUCGAAUUGCUUCAGGCGAAUUCACAGUUGAAAAGCCCAGUUUUGGAUCAUUAUUGGUGAACAGUUUGACAAAAUUGGGGUUGCCUUCAGAGUUCAUUGAAUCUUUAUCUCAAUUCAUAGAUUUGGGUGGAAACUAUCCAAAGAUUCCAGAGGCAAAAGGGGCAAUAAGUGCCAUUCGAAGUGAAGCAUUUUUCAUCCCUUUAUAUGAGCUUUUUCUUACAUAUGGUGGAAUUUUUAGGUUGACAUUUGGUCCCAAGUCUUUUGUGAUAGUAUCCGAUCCAAACAUUGCAAAACGCAUAUUGAAAGACAAUUCAAAGGCAUAUUCAAAAGGUAUAUUAGCCGAAAUCCUAGAAUUUGUAAUGGGAACAGGAUUAAUUCCGGCUGAUGGAGAAAUUUGGCGAGUUAGAAGAAGAGUUAUAGUUCCAGCAUUACAUCUAAAGUAUGUAGCAGCAAUGAUUGGCUUGUUUGGAGAAGCUACUAAUCGCCUUUGCAAAAAACUUGAUGAUGCUGCAUAUAAUGGAGAGGAUGUGGAAAUGGAAUCACUUUUUUCACGUUUGACAUUAGACAUUAUUGGGAAAGCAGUAUUUAAUUAUGAUUUUGAUUCGUUGACAAAAGAUAAUGGAAUCGUAGAGGCAGUAUACACGGUUUUGCGAGAAGCAGAGGAUCGAAGCAUCUCACCUAUUCCAACAUGGGAAAUUCCAAUAUGGAAAGAUAUCUCACCAAGGCAAAAGAAAGUCAAUGAAGCCCUUAAACUAAUCAACACAACUCUCGAUGAUCUAAUUGCAAUAUGCAAGAGAAUGGUUGAUGAAGAAGAUGUAGACUUCAAUGAGGAAUACAUGAACGAAAAUGAUCCAAGUAUUCUCCAUUUUCUAUUGGCAGGAGGAGACGAUGUAUCAAGCAAGCAACUUAGGGAUGAUUUGAUGACAAUGCUUAUUGCAGGACAUGAGACAACUGCUGCUGUAUUAACAUGGACUUUUUAUCUUCUUUCAAAGGAACCUAGUGUCAUGUCCAAGCUUCAAAACGAGGUUGAUGCGGUUUUAGGUGAUAGAUUUCCAACCAUUGAAGACAUGAAGAAACUUAAAUAUACAACUCGAGUGAUCAACGAGUCGUUGAGGCUCUACCCUCAACCACCUGUUUUGAUACGUCGUUCCCUUGAAGAUGAUGUUCUUGACAAGUAUCCGAUUAAAAGGGGUGAAGACUUCUUUAUUUCAGUUUGGAAUCUCCAUCGAUCUCCUAGACAUUGGGAAGAUGCAGAUAAAUUUAACCCUGAAAGAUGGCCUUUAGAUGGACCGAAUCCCAAUGAGACAAAUCAAAAUUUUAGUUACUUGCCAUUUGGUGGUGGACCAAGGAAAUGUGUUGGUGACAUGUUUGCUUCAUUUGAGGCAAUAGUUGCAGUUGCGAUGCUUGUCCGUAGAUUUAACUUUCAAAUGGCACUAGGAGCACCACCCGUGAAAAUGACGACAGGAGCAACAAUUCACACAACAGAAGGUCUAAACAUGACAGUAACACGAAGAAUGCAGCCGCCAAUUGUUCCUAUGCUCGACAAUCAAAAAUUAGAAAAAAUGGAAUCUUCCACAAACAUUCCAAAAGCUGAUCCGGUAGUUAGUUAAAGUUUUAAACAAAAUACAAAAAAGAAAAAUGAAAAAGAAAAGAUAUAAUAUGCCAUGUUGGCGUUCGUUGACCACUCCCAUGAUUUAAGGUGACACGAAUUUGAAGUACAUAUUUUAGUAGAACGGUUUUGUUGUAAAGGGUGAGUGGAGAUUUCUAUUUUUAUAGUUUAUAUAUGUAAUACGAC
Lactuca virosa is the source of this 2181-nucleotide messenger RNA. NCBI's taxonomy places the organism in Eukaryota, Viridiplantae, Streptophyta, Magnoliopsida, Asterales, Asteraceae. The record is from the annotation of a GenBank genome assembly.